UAAAGAUGGAAAGGAGGAAUUGGAGAAAGAAAAGGCCAUCCAAUUCAAUGGUUUGGGACGAUUGAUUGAUUCUAGAGCGUUCAGUUCAAACAGGAGCGAUUGUUUAGAGUUUAGAAAGAUAUAGAUGCCUGUGGCGGUAACGAUACCCAGUUAUCAGCACCGCGUCUACGCUUCACUCUUUGCCAUCGCCAAGGCCAACAAAACCAUGGCCAGCACCAGCAAUUCUUCUGGAGCCUUCACCACACUCCAAGACAAAGUCACUUUCGAGAAAGAGAUCAAAAAGAGCAAGUUCAUCGCCAUUGCUGGCCCCAUCUCCGACCAAAAUUCCGCCAUGUCUUUCCUUUCCCAGGUCCGGGAUCCACGUGCCACCCACAAUUGCUGGGCUUAUAAGGUGGGGGAUCAAUUCCGGUCUAAUGAUGAUGGGGAACCUUCAGGAACCGCUGGGAAACCAAUUCAAUCUGCUAUUGAUUCUUCAGGAAUAGAUAGAGUAAUGGUGGUUGUGAUCAGGCAUUUUGGAGGUAUCAAAUUAGGUACUGGAGGAUUGGUCAGGGCUUAUGGAGGAGUUGCAUCAGAAUGCUUGAGGAAUGCCCCAACUUGCCUUGUGAAAACUAAGGUGCCAAUGGGUUUAGAGGUUCCCUUUGACCUAAUUGGAGUUCUCUACCAUCAGCUGCAGUCUUUUCACGUGGAAGACAUCAAGCAGGAUUACGAUACUGGUAAAGAUGGCAUAACUAUGGUUACAUUUAAAGUUGAUUUUGACCAAGCUGAGAAAUUGGAGGAUGCACUGAAAUCUCAUUGUAGCAGAGAAUUGAAGUUUUAUAAACGUUGAGACAUGAGAUGAGACUUGGGAUUUUGAUUAUAUUUUUCUCAUAUAUGGUUUGAUGCUUCUUCAUCUCUAGGCUUUGACUAAUUUGCAGAUGAGAUCUAACUUGUUUACAGAAUAGCUUUAAAAACUAAAAAGUAUUUGUAUGUAAUUUUCUAAUUGUAUUACAUAAUUUGUAAAUUCAGUACAAAUUACAACAAAUUAUCUGGAGUUUAAUUUACUUAUUUACAGAGAAUA
Cajanus cajan (pigeon pea) is the source of this 1057-nucleotide messenger RNA. RefSeq names its product ribosomal protein S5 domain protein. The record is from RefSeq and is a predicted model, not a curated record. Gene Ontology annotation, cellular component: cytoplasm. Gene Ontology annotation, biological process: regulation of translational initiation. NCBI's taxonomy places the organism in Eukaryota, Viridiplantae, Streptophyta, Magnoliopsida, Fabales, Fabaceae.